Molecule: messenger RNA, 1634 nt
Organism: Hippocampus zosterae (dwarf seahorse)
Lineage: Eukaryota; Metazoa; Chordata; Actinopteri; Syngnathiformes; Syngnathidae
Gene: smim22
Product: leucine rich repeat containing 2
Exons: 10
Coding region: 190-1320 (376 amino acids)
Molecular function (GO): protein binding
Source: RefSeq, a predicted model, not a curated record
GUGAUGUGCCAUUGUUCGGGUGUUAGCGCACGUUUUCAAACUGUGAGGAGGGUGUCGGGUGACAAUCACCGCCGCCGCUACAAAUAGCACGGUGACGUGCGCACAGACACAAACACACACACACGCGCAGUGACAGCGCAGGUCGAAGAGCAGCAAAACGUCAGAGUUACGGCUUUGGGUCCUGGCAAGAUGAAGUGCGGGGCGGUCGCUCCGUAUGACGUCACGUCGUUGCUCAGCGUUUGGGAAUCGCGCGUCAGGAAGCAUCGACAACGUCAAAAGAAAGAGCAGGAAAGAAAGGAGAGGAGCGCCCUCCCCAAGAUCGAACAACAGUGGCACGAUCGCUUCUACACCAGGAAGCCCAACGCGCAACAACGCAACCUGCUCAACGGCCACCAGCACAGGUCCACACAAAACACACAAUCAGGUGAGCCGCCUGCUGCUGAAGGUCGGCCAGAGGACGUUUUGGUGGAUGCCGACACCGACGCGUUGUCCUUCCGUCUGUCCGGUGAGCAGUGGAAGGAUUUCCCGCAGGAACUGGAGUGGAAGACGUUUUUGCUGGAGUGGCACGUGAGCGGCACCAAAAUCCAGAAGCUUCCAGACUUCUUGGCAUCCUUCAGCUUGCUGAGAGUUUUGGAAGUAGCCAAGAACAAACUGGACCGACUGCCCCCCGACAUCGGAAAACUCGUCCAGUUGCGCCAGCUCAACGUCAGCUACAACCGCCUGUCCUGCGUUCCCCCCCAGCUUGGGAUGUGCCACAACCUGGAACGACUGGAACUGGCCGGAAACCGCGACCUGUCCGAGCUGCCUUUCGAGUUGAGCUCUCUGAAACGUCUGACGCACCUGGACAUAGCGGAGAACGCCUUUGCAUCAAUACCCGUGUGCGCUCUCAGGAUGAGCGCUCUGCAGCUCCUCGACCUCAGCGACAACAGGCUCGCCGACCUGCCGCAGGACAUGGACAGGCUGACGGAGCUGGCGACCUUGUUCGUGCACAACAACAAUCUUUCGUAUCUUCCCCACUGCCUCACUAACAUCGCCGCGCUGAAACUGAUCGUCGUCAGCGGCGACCCGCUCGUUUGUGUACCCACGAAACUCUGCAGUAACCCGAAGAUCAAGUUCAUUCGGCUGUACGACAGUCCGGCCGGUGGCAAGAAGGAAAAGAGGACGGACGCGACGGGUACGGCGAGCCAAGGACGGGACGAAGAAGACGAGACAAAGGACGGCAGGGAGAAAGAAUUCAUGGACGUUUACGUCAGCACGCUCGAGGACAGAGAGAACAUGCCCUUCUCCACCACCAAGGUGACCAUUUCCUGUCUGCUGUGACCCCGCCCACUGGGAAGCACCACCGCGAAUAUGCUCAUGCUAAGGCGGAAUUUGAUUGGUGCUCAUCCAUCAUCCUGAAGACAUCGCUGUGGUUUGAUCUUUUUUUAUUGUUGGGAGUCAGAAUCUCUUCAGUCAUUUCUCAUCUUUUAUUUUGGAAACCAAAAGAUUUUUUGGGGGGGGCGGGGUUUGUUCAGUAACGGGGAAAACUCUCUUUCCCGAAUGCGAUUUCCAAAGCUUGCUGCCGAAAAUGUCAUAUUUGUAAAUGAGGGCUCCUAGUAAAAAAAAAAAAAAAUCAAAUAUGAGCGAUAAAAUGA